ACCCAAUAGUUCCAUGUUGACAGACCUAUUGACAAAUAUGUCAUUAGAACGUAUGCCCGAGGAAAACUGGUUGGUUGGGUGAGUUUUUCAUCAAAAGUAGUGUAAAGGAAAUGGUGAAAAUGGUGUGAUUUGAGUGAAAUGUGCGACUUAUCAUUUGCGAAAUCGAGUUCGGCUGGGGAAUUAUUGAAUCGUGUCGAAAUGACCUUUGAAAGCGGCGCUCAAGAGCCCUCAACAUUGAAAAGGACCUUUACUUUGCCCAGGAACCCCUUUAAUGCCUCCAGAAUGUCGAAAAAGUGGACGAGAACGAACGAAAACGAAUCCGAUAUUGCUAGAGAUAUAAAAAUCGUGAAUGGGGACAGCGAGAAGAAUAAUAAGAAAGUUUUUCGCCGCCCCUCAAUCAAGAAAAUUAUCAGCAAAAUCGCCCAGCAUAUCAGUGGAGUGCCAGGCAUCAAUCAGAGCCUGGACACCAACCGAGUUCCCCCGGUAGACUUCCAAACUUGGGGCCCAGAAGACACACCUGGAGUCACUGGGCUGAAAAACCAGGGCAAUACGUGUUUUAUUAAUGCAGUGCUCCAAUGCAUUUCCCAUACGGAUAUUCUGGCAGAGUAUUUUGUGCUGGACAAGUAUAAACUGGACUUGGCAAGAAGGAACAAGCUGAAUUCAAAAAAAUUCGGCACUAAAGGCGAAGUGACCGAACAGCUAGCAAAGAUUCUAAAAGCGCUGUGGGCCUGCCAGUAUUGCCCCGAAUUGAGCACCAGUUUCAAGCAAGUUCUAGAGAAGCAUGGCUCGCAAUAUAAGGGCAACCAGCAGCAUGAUGCUCAAGAAUUCCUGCUGUGGCUUUUGGACAAAGUGCAUGAAGAUCUGAAUACAGCCUCUAAGAAGAAAUAUAAGAAUAUCAAGACCUCUGGUCGGCCUGAUGAAGUAAUAGCGGCAGAAACGUUGGAGAACUAUAGAAGAUGCAACAACUCGUUCAUCCAGAGCAUCUUCCAGGCCCAGUAUCGGUCGUCUUUGAGUUGCUCCCGAUGUCGCACGCAGUCGAACACUUUCGACCCAUUUCAAUGCAUUUCGGUCCAAUUGCCGCAGUUUCACAAGCAAAGCAUUUACGUUACUGUGGUUUACACGUCGCAACAACCCCGCCAGGUUCAGAUCGGCCUAAAUUUGCCCUCAGGAGCCUCCAUCAACGAGCUGCGAGCCAUCCUCGAAUCGGACACGUCCAUCGAAAAGAGCAACAUGUUGCUUACGGAGAUUGGCGACGCUGGAUUUAUGCGCACUUUUAACGAUGCCCAGUGUGUCAGCAUUAUAUCGGAAAUUGAUCCCGUUUACUGUGUGGAAACUGCCCAGUUAAAAGACUCUGAAGGCAGCGCAACCAGCCCCUACAUCCUGCUUUGUUGGAUCAACAUUGUUAAGGGGAAUCCAGGAUAUUUGCGGAAGUUUGGAAGUCCCUAUACUAUGCAGGUAUCGCGCGAAACCAACUACGACGAUCUGCAGAAGCUGGUUUUAAAGGAAAUGGCCCCGAUUCUCCAUGAUGACAUUCUGAUUUCCUCACAACCGAAAGGAGUAAGACACUCGCCAUCUCCAUUAACGGCAGGCGGCAAAUCACGUUCGGUUUGUUUGCUUCAGAUAUUCAAAAUGCGCAUCUCGGAUCCGGCAUGGAACGAAAGUGAGCCGCCCUGUUAUCUCGAGCCGCAGCUGGAGCAUCCGCUCUUCAUGGAAGCGAUCGAUCAAGCCCUGGCUCUGUGUAGCGAAGACGGGGGACCGCCUCAUGUGAAACUGGUGAUGGAAUGGACGGAAAGCAGCAAAAAGUCCAUUAUAGCAGAAGACGGCGAUCUUAUCGAGGAACAUUCGACGGUGAAGCUGCUAAGGGCGCAAGCCCUGCAAGGUGGGGCCCCGUUGACUUUGGAAGAGUGUUUGCGCGAUUACACUGAAGCUGAAACGUUGAGUGAUGCAUGGAGGUGUCCGCAUUGCCAGCAGUACCAGCCGGUGGUGAAAACCCUGGAUGUGUGGUCUCUUCCCGACAUUCUCAUAGUGCACUUUAAAAGAUUCAGACAGCACAGCAUACGAGGCGGGAAUUCAACCAAACUAACCACCAUGGUGGACUUUCCGGUCUACGGGUUCGACAUGUCUCCUCAUUUGGCCACUAAGCGCCAGCCUCCCAAUAUGGCCUCAAAUAACAUGGCUGAUAGUGAUCUGAUCAAUGGAUGGUCUCCUUGGAAAAGGUCGCGGAAGCCCUCCACAUGCAAUGAAAACGUCUACGAUCUCUACGCCAUUUGUUACCAUCAUGGCACUGAUUUAGAAACAGGACACUAUACCGCAGCCUGCAAGAACCCCUACGAUCUUAAUUGGUACUUGUACGACGAUGCCAAAGUGAAGAACCUGAGCAAAGAUGCCGACGACUUAUCACCAGUAUUAGUGAAUAACAGUGCCUAUAUUUUGUUUUAUCAGCGGCGCAGCAUGGGGAUUAGCUCGAACAGUUCAGCCGCCAGUACCAGUUCAGUUGGUUCUGGCAGUGAUCACUGGGUAUGUCGCAUGCCCAAAUUUGUGCCUCCCAAGUUUGCGAAACAGCCUGAAAAGGUUGAAAAAACCGUGUCAAUUAAGGACGACUUGAAAGCCAUCGAGAAGGACAGCGAACUAACUGGGAACAAAACCGACGAAAUUGUCGCCCUGCGGAACAGCCAGAACACCUUGUAUAGUAGCCGGAAGUCGCUGGAAAUUAAAGUGACCGAGCCGUUGCGGAACUCGCCCACGUUAAGCCUCAACUUGAAUAGAUCGUCCUCGGAAAUAUCCACGAAGAAGCCGAUAUUUACAACCAGCGUGUACAUUAAUUCGCCUGGUAGCGACGAUGUUUCGGAUUCUCCUAAAAAACUGGAGAGCAUUAAAGUGAUUCUUAGGGAACCCACUAGGGAAAGUGGCACGGUUAAUGUGACCAACGACAUUGAAAAACCCGAUGUUUAUACCACUACGGCCUCGAUACAGAGACACUCGGAUAUCGAAAAGGGCGCCUCGAAGACCCAUCUGAACUGGAUGUCUCCACAACCAAUCAAAAAAUCUGCCUCAACUCAAGAACACCACACCGUUUUUUCUGUAUGAGUGGUGGGGCUAAUUAGGUGUAUAUUUGCGUGUAAAUAAAAAAAGUUCUUUACUUGAGCGACACAAUAACGGAUUUUGUGGCUCACUACCACGUACAAUUGGCAACCACAAACCUCCGACUACGGCGAAAAGAACUACAAGUUCAGAGUGAAAACCACCGGUUUGGGUACUUUUCAACGUAUUAAGGUUAAUACUGAAUUAUGCAGGUAUUACUUGUGAUUUGGGACAGCUCUUUUUUUGAGUAUGUUUGGUAAGCAAACAGUUUUUGUUUAAUGAUAUUUUAUGACAGCGUUUUGAUUAUUAUAACCAUUAUUUCUUGUUUUGGAAUAAUUAUUUUUUUGUCGAUAUUUUAUGUUGUUAUGGAGUCUCAUUUGGAACAGGAUUUUGAGCACGUAAGGCUCGAAAAUGUUGCACUUUAUGUACUGUCCAAGUAGUGACUUUCCUGUUUAGUAUUGUAGCUUGCAUAUGUAACUAUACAUUUAAUAGUUGAAUGAGUCAAACACGGAUAUGCCAGCUGCAAAACUACCAUUUGAAAUUGAUUUACUCCAAGUUAAACGUUUGAAAAGUGAUAUUAUGACAUAAAUAGAUUUUAUUUUUAUUAUAAUGAGUUCAUUCUAUCGUUUUGACGACACUUAUUCAUUCGUUUUAUGUGUUACAGUAUAUAUUUAGUGCACGGGAUUUAAUUUCAUUAUCUGAUUCAUUACAGGGUGUCUCCAAACAGUUGGAGACUUAGCUUUGUACAGAAAAAGUGCACCAAUUUGAUACUAUUCGGCUUUUCAGGUCGUAUCGAACUAGGAUUAGAAAUUGCAAUUUGAUGAUUGUAAAUAAUUGAACCGAAUUUUUGGGUGUAAGUAGUUUUAAGUACUAAUGAUAGUAAGAUUUAGUGCCUAAAGUUCGGCUGAUCGAAAGGAAAUUUUGAAUGACUUCAAAGUAUUUCCAUUAGCCGAUUCAAUUUUUGUCCUUUUAUUAAGAAAGUUAUAAAUUACAACGAGCAGCGAUUUUUACAUAAAAUAAUACUUUGAACAGUUGCCAGUGCGCUAGUUUUUUGUCCUUCAUCAAUCCAUUCUACUGGUAAAAUACGAUGCAGCUAAUCGUAUUAAUUUGUAAAAUCCCGUAUUUUAUACGCCUUUGUACUCUUAUUAUUAUUGUAACAUGUAAAACUGGUGCCUUAAAUUUAAUAUUUAUUGAUUAUUGUUCUGUUACACCGUCAAAUAAAGAAAUAUGUGUA
Dendroctonus ponderosae (mountain pine beetle) is the source of this 4315-nucleotide messenger RNA. RefSeq names its product ubiquitin carboxyl-terminal hydrolase 31 (gene Usp15-31). Gene Ontology annotation, biological process: protein deubiquitination. Gene Ontology annotation, molecular function: cysteine-type deubiquitinase activity. NCBI's taxonomy places the organism in Eukaryota, Metazoa, Arthropoda, Insecta, Coleoptera, Curculionidae. The record is from RefSeq and is a predicted model, not a curated record. The coding region runs from base 139 to 3087 and encodes 982 amino acids. The transcript has 10 exons.